Molecule: messenger RNA, 1764 nt
Organism: Cheilinus undulatus (humphead wrasse)
Lineage: Eukaryota; Metazoa; Chordata; Actinopteri; Labriformes; Labridae
Gene: foxl1
Product: forkhead box L1
Exons: 1
Coding region: 127-1293 (388 amino acids)
Biological process (GO): anatomical structure morphogenesis; cell differentiation; regulation of transcription by RNA polymerase II
Molecular function (GO): RNA polymerase II cis-regulatory region sequence-specific DNA binding; DNA-binding transcription factor activity, RNA polymerase II-specific
Source: RefSeq, a predicted model, not a curated record
AUAACACAGCAAACGUACAACAAUUAUUAACAUUUUGUGGGGCCCUCAUGAGGCCGUGCAGUCAGUCAGUGGCGGAGAGGAGCUCCGGGAGCAGCCGAAGCUUUCUCUGGGACUCACUCCGGCGUCAUGACUCUCUACCACGGUCGACUGCCGUCACUUGGAGCGCCCACCCCGGCUCUGAGCCUCACUAACCCCCCGCUGAUCUACCUGUACGGAGGAGACAGCGGAGGAGUAGUGCCAGCCGGCCUGAGCUUCGUGCCGACCCGUCAGGAGCCUCCGCAGAAGCCUCCCUACAGCUACAUCGCGCUCAUCGCCAUGGCCAUCAAGAGCGCACCGGAGCAGCGCGCCACGCUCAGCGGCAUCUACCAGUUCAUCAUGGACCGCUUCCCCUUUUAUCACGACAACAAGCAGGGCUGGCAGAACUCCAUCCGACACAACCUGUCCCUCAAUGACUGCUUCAUCAAAGUGCCCAGAGAGAAGGGCCGGCCCGGCAAAGGCAGCUACUGGACUCUGGACACCAAGUGCCUGGACAUGUUUGAGAACGGAAACUACCGCCGGAGAAAGAGGAAGGCUAAGAGCCAGCAGGAGGCACGGGACUCCAAAGCAUCUGGACACAGGCGCAAAAGGAGUCCAGGGCCACCCAGGGACCCCCAGUCCUCUCUGACACCUCAGGACGGCUCUGGGACCGCAGAGGUGCAGAUGAGACAGGACGCGGAGAGGUUGGAGAAACCAGCAGACAAAAAAUCAGUUCUAGUCGUGAGUAAACAUUCAGAGAAUCUGCAAAAUCCUCCCACACAGAGACUUAAAGUGCUCUCUAACCAAGACACCUCUGCGCCCACUGGGAGGGGGGCUGAAGACCCCCCGCCCGAGCAGUGUGCCGUUCCUUUUUGGAUGGAAAGCGCACAAAUCCAGAGCGCAUCAUUCCGUCUGGAUCCGGAGGAGAGGAGGUCUACCUUCAGCGGGAGAGAAAGAGAGAGAGGUCCGUUAUGCGCAGUGAGCUGCGCAGGAAACACUAACUUGACAACAGCUGCUCAGGACAAGCCGAAAGGAAAUGUUCCAGCCAAGGACAAACCGAGAGGUUUUAGCAUAGAGAGUAUAUUAUCAAGAGGUGAGGACGAUGUGCGCGGCAGCAUCCUCGGUGUGUCAGCAGAGACAUGUUCAGGGCGCCAGAGUCCUGCUCUCUGUCCCUCUAUGGUCCUCGGUGCUCGACCGCAUCAGCUGUACCAGAUGGGAUUCCCUUUCUGUUCCUACCUGUCUGUCUCCUACCCGGACAAAGUCCUGCAGUUUAAAUGAGUGAAAGUUUGAAUCAAGGCCUUUGCGCGUAUUUUACGCACAGAUGCGUAAAAGCGUAACGUCUUAAAAUGCAUGACAAAAUGACUCUAAAACGGUUCGGUGCUGUGAUCGUUUCAGGACCUCUGUCCUUUUGAUCAAUACAGCGCUAAUCAGACACCGACAAACGGCAGCAGGGAGACUAUUGCUACUUUUACGCAUGCGUAAUUGUCAGGUUCUGGUUUAUGCACAUUCUUUUCUGUAACUUUAGCUGGAUGAAGUUUACGGCUGGGCAAUAGAGCUUACAGGCACAAAGUUGAGAUCAUGAAGAUGUUAAUACUUUAAAAUAUGGGUAAAUAUGACAAACAGCAUUUAUAUCUGCAUUCAUGGAGACAGACUCCACAGGUUUGCGUAAUUCAGAUAAUGAGAAUAAAGUUUAAUGCCUGUGAUGUAAUCAAACGCUUGUUUGUUUUCCACUCUGCCCUGAAUCUCAAU